Molecule: messenger RNA, 3223 nt
Organism: Cryptomeria japonica (Japanese cedar)
Lineage: Eukaryota; Viridiplantae; Streptophyta; Pinopsida; Cupressales; Cupressaceae
Product: disease resistance protein RPV1-like
Exons: 4
Coding region: 1532-3127 (531 amino acids)
Biological process (GO): defense response
Molecular function (GO): protein binding; ADP binding
Source: RefSeq, a predicted model, not a curated record
GAUGAAGCUGCUGAAGACUAUUGUGAGUUGUGUUUUGAAAGAAUUAAAUGAUAAUGUACCGUUAGUGGUUGCAAAACAUCCAGUCGGUCUAAAAGAAAUAGUGGAGGACUUUAAGGCGAAAACACUCAGAUCGGCUCAUGGUAAUCAGAAUGUACAAAUUGUAGGAAUUUGGGGCAUGGGUGGUUCCGGGAAAACCACCCUGGCAAAAGAGUUAUACAAUGAAAUAUCUUCUUCAAUGGAGAGGUUCAGUUUUGUGUUUGAUGUUCGAGAUGCUGCAAACAAAGGUCUGUUGGUUGAAAAACAGAAAAAACUUCUCGAAGAUCUUGGCGUCCAAAAUAAAAAAUUGGAUAAUAUUGAAGAAGGUAUGAGAACUCUUUCAUGGGUUUUAAGAUCUAAUAAGGUAUUGAUUGUUCUUGAUGAUGUGGAUAAUGUGGAACAAUUAGAUGUUCUAUUGCCCAUAAAAGAGAGUCUUGAAAGAGGUAGUCUCAUAAUUAUUACCACAAGAGCCUAUGAUGUCCUUAAGUCAUGGGGGAUCUCCUCCAUUUAUAAAAUGAGACAGCUGGAUCCAUUAUAUGCAAAGCAGCUUUUUUGUUGGCAUGCUUUCUUAAAACCCUAUUCAUCCGAUGAAUUUGAGAAACUUGUUGAACAGUUUUUAGAGGUAUGCAAUGGAUUACCUUUGUCUUUGAAAGUAUUCGGAGCACAACUAUUUGGUGAGUCCCGCAAAGAGUAUUGGGAGUCACAGCUGCAUAGGAUCUCCAAUACAUUGUCUAAUGAUAUCAAGCAAAAACUCAAAGUAAGUUAUGACAGUCUUGAUGAUGAAGAAAAAAAGAUGUUCCUCGAUACUGCAUGUUUCUUUAUUGGAGAAAAUAGUAGCUUGGCAAUUGAAGUAUGGAAUGGAAUGAAGUGGAGUGCUCUACGAAAUUGGGAAAGGCUCUUGCAUAGGUGUUUGGUUGAGCUUGACGGUGAAAAUUGCAUAAGAAUGCAUGACCACUUAAGGGAUUUGGGAAGAGACAUUGCAAAUAAACAAUCACCUUACCGACUUUGGUUUCCUCAACAAAUUAUUGAUGUUCACAAAAGAGUUAAGAAAAGAAUCGGCAUUCAAGGAAUAAUCGCAACCUCAAAUCAAAUAAUGUGGACUAAUUCUAUGGGAAUUCCAAUGAUGAUCGAAAAAGCUGAGGAGGUUGAUGAGUUUCGUGUUUGCUGCUCACACGGGAAACUCAUGGUUAAGACAAAUGGAGGAAUUUGGUCGCUCGAACCCUCUGUACUUGGACUCAAAUAUUUAGUGAUCAAUGGAGACUAUUUUAAUCAAGUAAUGGUGGGUGAUAUAUCAAGAGAGUUGGUCUGGCUUCGCUGGUUCCAAAUUGGCCGGCGAAAUCUUCCGUUGGGACUUCCAUUGAGAACGUUGAGGGUUUUAGAACUCUAUGAAAAAAUUUAUCGGGAACAUCGCUUAGAAGAGCUAUGGGGGGAGACUAAUGGCGAGGUAAGCAGCGUCCGUUUACCAGUUUUAAAUUUACAUUUCAAUCCUUGAUGCAUGCUUUUCUUGGAAAAUGUACUGCAGGCCCCUUUGCAGUUAAGGCAGUUGCUUAUUUCUCAUUGCCUCAAAUUUCAAGGUUUUCCAAAAUCAAUAGGUCAGCUCAAUCAUUUGAAAAAGAUAGUAAUCACUGAGGGCUACAGUGUUAGGAGUCUACCAGAUGAAUUUUGCCUUCUUCAAUCACUGGAACAACUGGUGUUAUUUGAGUGUAAAUUGCUAUCAUCACUGCCAAGCAAUUUCGGCGAUUUGAGCAAUCUACGACAUCUAAACUUGUCGUGUUGCGAAGAGUUGAGGAGAUUGCCGGAUACUUUUAAAAAUCUGAAACUCCUGGAACAUCUCGAUUUAGCAAAUUGUCAUAAACUGACAUUCAAGUCAGAGGACUUAAACUUUCUGGAAAACAUAACAAAGCUGGAUUAUUUGAACCUUUCUUUCAUCAGGCAAUUGCAAGAGUUGCCUCGCCACGUCACAAAUCAGGCGUCUUUGAGAGAGCUCUAUUUUGACUAUACCAGUUUAAGGGAUCUACCAGAUAGCAUAGGUCAACUCAGCAGGAUCACAAAGAUGAGGAUAGUAUGUGUGCAGCUAUCAAGCUUGCCGACCUCUCUUGGAGAUUUAUCGUCCUUGACGAAGCUUGAAAUUGCAUAUUCUCCUAAGCUGAAGUCUCUACCAAAAUCAAUUAGGCAACUGAAUAAUCUUCAAGAGCUGAGUAUAACGAAUAUUCCAAUCAGUGAAUUGGAUUUUGGGACGGCAUCAUUAAGCAACCUGAAGAAGAUAUCUCUAGAAGGGACAGUAGUGUGCAAACUUUCAUUUUCAGAAGCCUGUUAUCCCCACCUGGAGAGUCUCCAUGUUUCCUAUAAUCGUCAUUUAGAGGAGAUUGAAGCACUGUCAAGGACCCUGAAGUCAAUAUAUUUGGGAAACUGUGAAAUGCUGAAGAACAUUCCGAGUUUUGCAGGAUUUACUUCUCUAAGAAACUUUUGUCUAACAGAUUGCUGCGGAAUUGAGAAAAUUGAAGGGUUGGAAAAUUGCACAAUAUUGUCAGAAUUGAGUGUUGAGACCUGCUGGGAGCUGCCGGGAAUAAAAAGCUUGGAACACCUGCAGAAUUUGAAGCGGCUGGCACUCAAAGCGAACAAGAGAUCUGUUAUUGAACGUUGUAUUCAAACUAUACAGAAAUGGCCAAAUGAGAGAAUAAUAAUAUGGGCACAGGCAGUCCCUGAUGCGGCCUCACUUGUACACUCCUUCCUCUCUCAGAAACUCAUGAUCGUUGACUCCAGCUCCAACCAGGGUACUAACUCUUCACAAAAAUUGGUGUUGAAGGGUAUCCCCGAUGGUGAUGCCAUUAUGUUCUGUUGUGUUAUAAAUUGUGUUUCUUCACAAAUGACACUAGAGAUUGUUCUAGAUGGACGUAUAUUAUUUUUUAAGAAGGUCGGAAAGGGUAGAUGGGCAUUGGUAGGUGUACUCUCACAACGUAACAGUGACGGAGAGUUGAGAAUACAAACACUGUUCGGAGAAGGAGAAGUGGAGAAAGGUUUGGUUGUAAGGGGGGAAGAGCAAACAACAAGGGAGGCACUUCGCAGCUUAUUACCGCUUUUUUCGUUGUAAAGCUAAUAAAGUGAUUAACCAUUUUGGUAAUUUAUUAGAUUUAAUCUUAAUAACUUUAUUCUCAUAAGCUUCCUCUAUCUUUGGUUGUAGUUUCAC